AUGGCCGCUGCUGCACCACCAAAGUCUAACUGGGCCGACGAUGUUGAGGACGACAACGCUCUCCCCGCCCCCGAGAUCACCAUCUCCGAGGAUGGCAAGACCAAGACCAUUGUCGAAUACAAAAUCAACGAAGCCGGCAAGAAGGUCAAGAUUACCCGCCGCAUCAAGACCACCCUCGUCAAGGAACACGUGAACGCCGCCGUCGCAGAUCGCAAGUCAUGGACAAAAUUCGGUGCAGAGAAGGGCAAGAAGGCUGGACCUGACCAUUCUACCACCACUGUUGGAGAGAACAUCUACUUGAAGUUGUCUGUUGGCUCUAAGGUUAAGCAGGUACUGGAGGAUGACGAGAAGGAUUCUGAGCAGCAGUUGAAGGAGCAGUUGAAGGACAAGACCGUCGCGUGUCGUAUCUGUAAGGGAAACCACUUUACUGCUCGUUGUCCUUACAAGGACACUCUUGGUUCUUUGGACGAGGCUGGACCUUCUGGUGCUGGUACGCCUGGAGAGCCUGAGCAGCCUGCUGCCAAUGCUCGUGGUACUUACGUUCCCGUUCACCUCCGCGCUGGUGCACGUACUACUGGAGAGACUAUGCGCGGUCCUGGCCGUGGAGACCAGGAUGAGCUCGCUACUUUGCGUAUCACUUCGCUGUCUGAGGAAGCUACCGAAGACGACCUCAGAGAAAUCUUCAAGCGUUUCAACGGUAUUUCCAGGGUGUUCGUUGCAAGAGACAGGGAGACUGGUCAAGGAAAGGGGUUUGCGUUCGUUUCGUUCUACGAGAGGGAUGAGGCUCAGAGAGCGAUGGAGAAGAUUAACGGUAUGCCAUAUGAUCACCAGAUCUUGAAGGUGGAGUUUGCGCAACCUAAGAAAUAA
Molecule: messenger RNA, 867 nt
Organism: Saitoella complicata NRRL Y-17804
Lineage: Eukaryota; Fungi; Ascomycota; Saitoellomycetes; Saitoellales; Saitoellaceae
Product: eIF-3 RNA-binding subunit
Exons: 2
Coding region: 1-867 (288 amino acids)
Cellular component (GO): eukaryotic translation initiation factor 3 complex; cytoplasm
Molecular function (GO): RNA binding; translation initiation factor activity
Source: RefSeq, a predicted model, not a curated record